GAGGCGGAGGCAAGAGACAUAGGGUCAAGAUGGAAGGUUGGUUCAGUGUUGUGGUGGGGAGGAUGUGGUGAGAGCCACGCAAGGCUCGCGACGCGCUCGGUAAACCAUGUGUUGUGACCAACCCGCGGGAAUCAUGACCACAGGAACAUGGGCCACAUAAAAAACAUAAGUGAAUUGCUGCCAGACGAGCCGCUCAAGGACCCGUUCGAGGAUGAGAUCCACUUCAACAACACAGUCAGGGAAUAUAUUGAGAGAUUGUCUCUGGUUGAGAGUAACCUAACCUACACGUCAGAGUCCUGUGGUGCUGUGGGCUACGUCCUCGACUCGCAACUGAGUUCAAUCUCUGCAGCAGGACAGGGCCGAUUGGGUGUUCCUGGUGCUGUUGCUGCUGCUCUCGGUGGCGUCGCACGUGGUGGUGUUGAGAUAUCGCCGUCGGGAGGCCGGCCACCUUCCCCCUCCCCGCCACACUGACGACGACGAGGCUGCCGUCGACCGUAUUGCGUUAUGGCUGUGCACGUUCAGUCUGUCAGUGUCUCUGGGCGCUGUUCUGCUGCUGCCCAUCAGUAUUAUGAGCAACGAAGUCCUGACCAUGUACCGUGAUUCUCUCUAUGUCCAGUGGCUCAACCUCUCUCUAAUUCAGGGAUUGUGGAACAUCAUCUUCCUCUUCUCCAAUCUGUCAUUAUUUGUGGGGUUGCCAUUUGCCUACCUCUUCACCGAGUCUGAAGGGUUUCCCGGCUCUCGUAAGGGGUUACGUGCUCGCAUUGUUGAGACGGUGGUGGUGUUGACACUAUUAGUGGUGUUGGUAUUUGGCGUAGCUGUUAUCCUCUCCUUCCUCUUGGGCUACUAUGAGCAGGAGAAUCUCUCACAAAUGAUUGGCAUGACAAUGAAAACGGGAACCAGUUGGCAGAUGGUGGUCGCCUUUGUUUACAUCGUUCAGCAGGUUAAGUUAGAUGUGUGGGGAAGCUUCUACUUGCCCUUCCUGUACUCUCUCAUCUCGUGUCUGGGUGUCCUCAUGCUCCUCCUGUGUACACCUGUUGGGCUUGCCCACUUGUUUACUGCCAUGGGGCGACUGAUGGUAAAACCCGGAUUUCUACGAGACUUGGCUGAGGAGUACCAGGCUGCACUGCUCGAGGAAGAUGCUCUGGCUCGGCAGUUGGCACGUCCCUCCCGACCUCAUGCGAGGCCUAUCACACGCUCCAUCUGUAAUGCUCUCACUCCUGAGGAACUUCUUCAUCAAUAUCAUGCUGUCAAGAAAACCAGAAUGAAGCUAGACGAGCGUCGUCGUGCGGGAAUAUUUCAGCGCACUUUAGCGUAUCCGCUUGCACUGCUAUUGCUGCUGGCACUCACUGGUACAGCAGUUGUCAUAGUGGGCCUCAACACUUUGCAGUUACUUGUUGGCAUUAAGGCCCUCCCUCUGGCAUCAGCCCCAGCCAUUCUGGGAGAAGCUCAGCAAGGAAAGCGGUCAGUACUAUUGUCAGUGCUGGGGCCUGUCGGUGCUGUGUUAGAGGUUGUGCUCAUCUUGUACCUGAUUGCUGCAUCCCUGCUGGGUUGCUACUCCUUGCCUGGCAUAGCCAAGAUCCGACCCCGGCCACAGGACACGCCCAUGGUUCACGUCAUUGCCAACUGCGUCGUUGUGCUAAUUCUUUCCAGUGCUUUGCCUCUCCUGGCUAGGACGCUAGGAAUCACAAAUUUUGACUUGCUGGGAGAUUUUGGUAAGAUCAGUUGGUUGGGCAACUUCUGGAUUGUGUUGGGCUACAACAUCCUAUUUGCUACAGCGGCCGCAUGGUGUCUGGUGAAAAAGUUUACUGCAACUAUUAGACAUGAAAUAUACAUGAGGUUUAAGUUGCUUGCCAUGUGGCUUGUGAAGCGGGACACCUUCAAGCUGCCAGCGCAUGUGAUGAAUGGAAGCAUGAUGAACCCUGGCAAUAUGAAGGAGGAGUAAUUCAAAUAGUGAAUGGGUUAUGACGACCCUACUGGAGUGAUCUUGACCUGCGUGGCUGAAAUACAAUGUUGUAUGUAUGUAAUAUUAUAUAUACAAUGUGUGUGUGCACGUUGAGCUUCUUGAAGAGUAUCUUGCAGUGAACUAUUUCCCUGUCGGGCCAAACCUGGGGAAGCGAGUGGUGACGGAGCCCCUCCUCCAGUGCCGACUAGAAGCGUGUUGAUGUGCGUUUCAUAAUUGCAGUACUUAAGGAUUUAAUCAUUAGGCAUAAGUUCAGAUAAGGUGAGAGAGAAAGGGGGUAUUCCAGAAUAAGAAAAAAAUACACUAGUGCAAGGUUCUGCAAUUAAGUGGGAAAACUAUAAUUGAAUGUUAAGAAGUAAAUAGAAUUUGGCACAUUUUUUCUAAAUCAUCAUGUAAAUACUGGGGCGAGUCAAAUGGGUAAGAAACAAGUACAGUGUCUCAAUAAAUAUUUAUAUGUUUAACUAUUAUAAUACAAUACAUAUUAUAUUAGUAAUAUAUUACAAUAUAUUAUUGUGUACUAUACUGUAGUUGCACGUUAUAACUUUUCCCGGACGCAACAUUUGUGUACCAAAUGUCUCAUCCAUUUCCCAGCCUUCAGAUUAAAACCAUUAGCAGCACUCAAACAUAUUUGGAAAUUGAAAAUGAUAUAUAAAUUGUAGUCAGGUGAGAAUAUUAUUCAGGUAUAAAAAUUGCAUGUAAAAGAUGUUCGGUGGAAAAGGGGAGACAGAGAACCUUUUGUAUUGUAUUAUUUUAAUAAGUUGUGCAGAAAGUGGAUGACCUGAGGGAGCCUCUUUGGUGGGAUCCUAUUUGGUGGGAUCCUAUUUAGUGGGAUCCUAUUUAGUGGGAUUCUAUUUAGUGGUUCUGAUCCGAGAUUGUGGCAUACUAUACUAAAAUGUAGUAAUGUGGAAUAUUGGCCAAUGUUUUAAUGUCAAUGUAGUAGAGAGCUGGAUGUAAAAAUUUCUUUGGAAGUUGACAGAGCCAAACGGAGGUUUGUUAUUACAGCUGAACAAGAUACUAUACAUAACAGCUUUGGCAGAGCCCUUUCCUAAUCAUGAAAAUCUAGGGCUGUUGUAUAUUUGGCUCCAGGCUUCUGUACUUGGACAAAGAGUUAAAUGUGUCAAAUAUAUCCUGAAUUAAAAUUAAGUAAUUUUAGUGAGAAGUUUUGUGUCAACCAUAAUUUUUAAUAUUCUUUUCAUAGUUGAUGCGUUAUAAUUUAUUUUUCACGUUGGUCCCUAUUGUGCUUAUCUAUUUAAUAAUUGAGUUAAAUUAUUCCUUGCUUAAUUAGGAAGAAUUUGAUUAUGUUGUAAUUAACAUUUUGAUUUGUGUAUCAGUAGUAUGUUGUGAAUGUGAUUGUAUGGUCCAGUUGUAGAGGAACAUCAGGGUUGAGCUUCACACCAAAGUAACGUACAUUUGAAAUGAGCUUUAUUUAAAGUUUCAGAAGGUGAAGUGAGUGAAAUAAUGGCAGUGUAAUUUUUUUUUUUUUUACCGACAUGUCACUUUUGUGAGCGUUUUGUAAACACGGCCUGGUGACUCGUGUGUCUGUGUGUAUCAUGCUACAGCUGUGUGUUGAAUAUCAAUCUUGGGAAGCCAGUUCAUCUAAAAUUGUGAUCAGCUCCUUAUAUGUGAACAGUUCCCAUUGAAAUAUAUGAAAUUUACUCUUAAAUUCCAUGAUUAUGUCUUGAAUUUGAGAAGAUACAUCAAACUCAAAAUUUGUGUUAUUAAGUUUUAAUAUUUAUGUAAUGUUUUCACAUGAAUUUUGAAUCCUGAAAUAGAUAAUCACCCUUCAUAUUUUUUCAUUAACGGUUUCAUCAGCAGUGAGUAUUACAAAGAAAGCUCACUACACCUAUGAAAAGGUCACAUGAAGCAUCACAUUGUAAUUUGUUAAUGAGUUACAUGCAUAGUUAUGCUUUGAAGAGUUUGUUGUAAUUUUAUAGCGACUUCAUUAUGGUCCCCGAUACCUGUUGUGUGGGUGAUAUUAGAGGGGGGUUUCUAGGCAAAUAAAGGCUCCUUGAGCAGAAUCCAAGAAAUUUCAUGGUGAAAUAACUGGACAGUAAUGGAUACACAUUUAAAAAAAUUGUAGCAGAAUGAAUACAUUUUUUGUUUUUUUAGAUAUGGUGAGAAAGAUUGUACAAUACUCAUAAGCAGCAUCACAAAUGUUUUUAGUUUUCAAUUUCACUUCAGUGGGUUUGAAAUUAAUUUUAUAUUGUAGGCUUUUAGCAUGACACAAGUUAUCGACAGUUAUGUGGAGCCUUAGUGUGGGAAUAUCUUUUGACUAGUUAAAAGUUGUGCUUUUAUUCAUGGAAAAAAUAUAUUUCAACAUACAAAAUAUAGAAAUUCUUCAGUAAAAGAGAAAUUAUGUUGUAAUAUUUAGGUUUCAAAAAUGGUAUACGUAUUUAUGGAGACUGGAAUUUGAAUGUACUACGUUGACUAGACCACACACUAGAAGGUGAAGGGACAAUGCCGUUUUGGUCCGUCCUGGACCAUUCUCAAGUUCAGACUUGAGAAAGGUCCAGGACAGACCGAAACGUCAUCAUCCCUUCACCUUCUAGUAUGUGUGGUCUGGUCAACAUACUUCAGCCACGUUAUUGUGACUCAUCGCCUGCACUUGAAUGUACUACGGUUUGAGAAAACUGCUGAUGGACCGGGAGCGUUCACAUAUAUACCUGCUGUAUACACUGUACACCCGUAUCAGCCUUCCCUGACUUUGCGCUCUGGAGAGGCCACUCCAGACCAACAUCCAGAGCGCAACUCCAAAGUCUCCUGAGACUGAUGGAUGCCUACUACUACUACUACAACAACACUAGAAUAUAUUAUAGUAGUGUAAUCUUUAUUCCCUGAAUGCCCUUGUGUAUGUUGGAUGCUUGACCCAUUGGAGGGCCAGAUGAUCUGUUUUCCAUAUGUUAUCACUUGCAACCAAAGACUUCUGUAUAAAAAAGAAAAAUAGCAAAAAUUGUAGCAGUAGAUCUCCCUCAUUUUUCUUGUCUUAAGCACAUUGUUAUAUGAUGCUUCUUAUAUUUGCUCAAAUAUAUAGGGAUCUUGUGACCCUUGUUAUGCAUGACUGGCAUCUAGGUGAAAUGUUAUGGUGUUUUUCACUGGUGAAAGUAUAUUUUUUCAUUUUUCUUUUUAUCAUAUAUAUGUAUAUAUAUAAUUUCAUGUUAUAACAAAAGAAGAUAAAUUGAAUGAAGGCUUUUUAAUCACACUCUUGUAUUUUUUUUAUUUUUGUUUGGUAUGCAAUAUUUAUGUGUUUUAGUUGUACAUGUAUUGCUAUCAACAAUAGCAAAUAAUGGUUAUUUUCAGGUAAUCUUUUAGGAAAUGAUAAAACAACAGGAUAUCUUGCUGGGAGUCUUGAUACUUAUUAUUUUCUGUAUUGGAUCUUUCAGUCAUAUUUGUGGAAACUGAUUUGAUAAUCCGUAAGUUGAGAGUUUUUAUUGUCAACCGUCAUACCUAAGUGAUCGUGUUGGCGGCCAUGUGACUUGCGAAGAUUUUUGUGUACACUUCGGCCACACAUAUACAGCGUAAAAUAGCUCUCUUUUAUUUUUACUGCAUAAACAUUAUAUAUAUUGGGACAGUACGUAUAGAUUUCUGCGGUUAAUUAUUUAUGGCACAACUGGUAUGAUGUGCGUGCAGCUGGUAGACAAUGAGAUGCCACUUUUUUUUAUACUAACUUGUCCUUGGUGUGUUUGUCUGAAGCAGUGGCUAUUUGAUUGUGGUACAGAUUAUGAUGAUUUUUUUAGCAAGACCUUCAACACACUUCUUUUGUGAGAGAUGAAGUGCAUCAUCACUUCUUUACGAGAUAAUGAAAUGAAUCAACUGUUCUGCACGAGUGGUUGAUGAGGAAGGUUGAAGUACUGUUCUGCAUGAGUAGUUGAUGAGGAAGGUUGAAGUACUUGGCCUGGCAAAUGGCAAUCUAAAUAGGAUUUUUAUGUGGUUGAUGAGUUGGAAGCAAAGCUAGCAUAAUAUAGAGUAAACAAUAGUGGGGAAACGUACAUAAGCAGAGGGGGCUUGGAGUUCUUGUGUAUUUACUGUUUUAAUGUGUAUAAACAAUCUUGUUUUAGGUUUAAACACAUACCAUAGACAAAAUUCUAGAAAUACAAAAAUAUGGCACAUUAUAAAUUGGUAAGAGAAGUAUUAGAGGUGUUUAAUAGAUUUGAGAUGUUGGCAAAUAUAAGGUAGUAUAAACAAGUGUUAAUUUGUGGUUGUGGAGAAAGAAAAUGUGUGAUAUCGGCUCAGCUGUGACGGUAUUAAUCAAAAUAGGAAUGCAGUUGAGAUGUUACAGUUUUAUGUUGUUUUUGUGAGACCACAUUUAAAUUACAAUAUUCUGUGCAAUUUUGGCCAUGACAAUAUACUAUACAGUGAACAUGAAUUAUUUGGAAAAUUUUCUGAAGAUGAUAAAAUUAAUUCCCCAUCAUUUGGGAAUUUUCCUGUUGAAGCACUUGAGAGCUCCUGUUAAGAGCACUUGAGAUUUUGCUCUCAAGAUAUAUGUAUUUUAUAUGUGAACAGAUGAAUGUGUCAGAAGUUAUUGGAACUUGCAACAAUGGAGUGAGUGGUCAAAUUUAGAUUUAGUGAGGAUAUAGGUAAGAAUUGGUUGUGCAGUUGAGAUGUGUGUGUGAGGAACAAUCUAUUAAGAAUCAGUGUAUAGAUACAUGAGUGAAUAGGGUUAGAUUGAAUGAAAACCGACAUUGCAUUAGGCCUAUGGCAGCGUAUUCAAAUGUAAAAUUAGUACUAGUAUAUCUCUUGAGUACUGUUACUUGUAAACAGUUGUUCAUCAUACUGUAUUAGAUAUGUAUUUGGCUUAAAGUUACCAACAACUAAGAUUUGUACUUUGACUUUUACUUGGAGUCCUUUCAUUCCUUGUGUCUCCUUGUUGGUCUGUCGUUGGUUGCAUAUAUUUUUGGUCUCCUAUGGACAUCCCAAUUUAUAUUAGACGUUUUGAAUAUAAUACAGAUGGCAGUAAAUAGUCAUCACCGCUUGUUACCUUCUUUUGGUAAUGCCUUACAACUAAAUUAAUGAAUAAUUUAUUAAUUGUUGCAGAUAAGACAAUCGCAGAUAGAAGUGGCUCAUGGCAAAAAAUAUUAUCCUGAGAAAAGAUAAAUGAAACCUGGCUUAGCAGGACUUUAGAUAGCAUUAAUUCACCAUUAAUAGGAUAGUAUCAAGAUUAUCAGUGCACUGUACCUCUUGACAAUCGUCAAAACCCAGGAAUUGUCAUGGCUUUUGUCACAAAAACAGAUCUGGGCAACAUUUUCGGGCAGUGACUGAACUAGACUCUUAUCUGGAAAGCUGCAAGUUCGUUCUUGUUUGUUUGGGUUCAACAUGUUCUGUGUUCAAGCAGGAUUAAUGAUCUUAUGUAAGGGAUCAAAUAUUUUUGGACAUGCAACAUAACUAUGGACAUGACCAUAUUUAAACUGUCAACUAAAUGUUCUGAGCACUGUUUGCACAAAUUUGACAUUGACAAAGCAGGCUGACAAGACAAGGAAAGUAUCUCGUGUUUAUGGAGUGGCGUUGGCAUGAGGCUAGAGAAGACACGAUAGUCGUAUUGUUAACAAAAAGAAGGCUAAACAUAAUUAGGAUCAUCAUGUGUCCCAUCGCCAUAGCUUAAACACUACACAGUAUAAUGGAGAACUCGUGUGUCGCUGCACUCGAGCAAAUCAUCCACAGCAGCAGCACCACAUCCUCCUUCCAAAGACUGGGAGCUUAUGUUCUUUGUUAGUUGUUUUAUACAAUUAUUUAUUUCAUCCAGUCACAGAAACCAAUAUUUUAUUGAUUCUAAUGCUGGACUGGAGGUUUCAAGGAAUUAGUUUAUUAGUUGUAUACAAAUGUCGCAUUUAUUCCCCAUUGACAAACCAAUGCCAUCUAGCCAUUUUGUGAUGUUUUCAUGCUGGAUACCUGCUCCUUUAUGUACCAUAUCUGGCAAUCUUACCUUUUCUCUCCUUUUCCUACGCCCAACUACUUGGGCUGGACGAUAGAGCGCGAUGGUCUCGCUUCAUGCAGGGCGGCGUUCAGUCCCUGACCAAGUGGUUGAGCACAAUUCCUUCCCCUCUGUUCCAUCCCAAAUCCUUAUCCUGACCCCUUUCAAGUGCUAUAUAGUCGUAAUGGCUUGGCACUUUCUCCCUGAUAACUCCCUCCCUCCCUUCCUAUCCUUAAGUUUACUUUGUCUUGUUAUUCAUUGAACAUGAUCAAAUCAUCUCUGUGCACAAUUGAAUCUUAGUUUGCUAAUAUAUUUGUUCCCCAGCUAACCAUGAAAUGUCUAUUUAUAUUUAUUUAAACAGCACACAUGCUUCUCUGUUAAGAGAAUGGAAAAUUUAAGAUUUAUGACAGGUUUACAGCAAGCAGGGAUGACCCAGCAGCAUCUACGUACAUUUUCCCUUCAAGUUGAAUCAUCGAAGUCAAACAUCCCUAGCAGUAAUGAAAUAACAUUUACUUGCUGUAAGUACUUGGGUUAAACCUCAUUGGUUUCACCUGGGAAUUGUACAGUGGACUGAAAUAGAAUGUCACACGUGGAUGUUAAGCCAGGUGGUCAUAUUGGGCCACAGCGAUCUUUGAUGAAGCCAGCAAAGGUAAGCAACUGCUGAUAACAUCCUCUCACUUUAGUCCCACAUUUCACAACUUAAAUCAGAAGUAGUGUGUAUGGUCAAGAAGAAGUUUAUAUAAUGUAGGAAAUAAUAAUCACAAGCACCUGGUAUAGUGUAAGAUUUAAUUACCAAAUCUAUUAUAAUACAUAAACCUUAAAGAAAAUUUUGUACAAGAGCUGUCGGGUGAUCAUUUUUACUUAAGAGUUACAGAUGUGAAAAAUAUUGUUAUUUUAUGGCUGUAAUGGGAGAGGACCUAUGUAUGCCUAUGAUGGGAAAGGUGCUAUAGAGCUGGUAAGAAUACAUUGAAAUGGGAACCUUGCAGAGAGAGAGAGAGCUAUAGAGUUGGAAUAUAUAACUUGGGAGUUAUACUUGAACAGAGAGAGAGAGAGUACUGAUAAGCUCAGUAGAGAUCAUAGAAGGAGAUAAAUCUGUACAAGAUGAAUAGGCUAGCCAUCUUAAGGGCAGAGGUGCUUUUACAAUAAUGAUAGGAAACCAGCAGUGAAAGCUAUAACGGUGACCUAUAAUAUCAAUUCGGGAGAUAUAAAUUAGAACAGUUUUUGGAGCUAUGAGUGAAAUACAGCAUCAACAUUAGAAAUAUACUUGAGAAGUAAGAAUCGGGGGAUAAACAUUAAUUAGAAAAACACGUGAACGACGGACUAACAAGUGGUAGCAGUUACUUAAUGGCGAGUAUAUUGAUUUUGUACAAUGUAGGCUUGAUUUAUUGUUAUUUAAAUAUAACUGAAUCCUUGAUUUGGCAGAAUGAAUUUGGUACCAUAAUGACCCCUGUUGUAUGAACUCGAGGGUGCAUCAAUUCUCUGAACUUGUCUGCAUUAGGUAUCCCUACACACAGUUUAUGAAUUGAAUAUUUGUCUGUGGUUGGCCCAGUAGUGUCAGCAACUCUGAGUAUGACCCAACUAUCAUGUGGUGAGAGCUCUUGUUACUCAAGUUCUGUAGUUUCAUAAAUAUUUGAUUAAUUUUGGAUAGAAAAUAGGCCUAUUACCCGUAGUUAGGCUAAACUUUGUAGGGAGAUGAGAAGGUAUAUUAUCAAGACAGACGAAUAAAUAUAACCGAGCUUCAGAAAGGUAAAUAAUGAUUGUUUUUAACAUUUCAUUUGUGCUGUACUAUACCAUAAAGUAAACAUGUACUGUAUUAUAUAUAUUACUAUACAUAUUUUAUUACAGUAUAUAUAUACUUUAUUAUAUUAAUGAGAAAAAUUCAACCAGUAUCAAGAGCAAAGAUGGAAAUAAUUGUCAAUUGAAAGAUGAUUUCUAUGCAUGUUUAUCUAACAUGUAUGACUCGGAAUAAUUUCAAAAGAUUAAGAGUAAAAUCUUAAUUUAAUUAAUUUUAAGAAUAAAAUGUUGGUAAAAAGAUUUAAGAAGUUGAGAUUUAGGCAUAUUACACUUUCUUUCAUUGGCUUAUCUCCUCUUUGCCCCCCAAUGUGCAGACUCUACCUUUGCUUUUAUCGAGUCCAGUGUAGGGUUUGGGGUAGACACUAGUUUAGUGUCUCUUUUUACCUUAUCUAGGUUUAGAAACAACAUAAUGUACUGUAUAUGGAUGAUAGACAUGCAUGAGCUUUAGAUAAGAAUGCAACAUUUUUUUGACACACUUCAGCAGUCUUUGAUUGUGUAUACAGCCAUACUGGUUUAGUGUUCUGUUCUGUAAUUACUUACUUUUAGGUUCAUGUCAUGGACUGUUUUAGCAUUCAGAGAUCAAAGAAUUGUUCAUUCAGACAAUAUAGGACAGUUUCUUUCCACAAUUGUGUUGUAAGAGAACAUGUUAUUCAUCUAGGUACUAGUAUAGAAUUGAAAUUUGUAGGGGGACAUUGAAUUUGCUAUUAAUGUUGUUUAAAAUAGGCCAAAAUUGAAGGAAAAUUGCAACAAGUAUCUAGUAGUGGUUAACUUUGUACGUGUAUUGUUUUGAGGUUUAAAAACCACAUUUGUAUAAAUGAACCAUUAUAUGUGAAGCCUGUAGUAUAGGUUGUGAAGUUUGGACAAGUUGAAAUCGGCUGUAUGUGGUGUAAUUUGUGAAUACUUUACGAGAAGCUUACAUUUGUUUUGCCAGAUUAACAUACAUUGUAUUUGUGCCAAGUACUGUGGGAGUUACACACAGAAGUCACAAUAGCGUGAUGUAUCAAAUGAACAAGUCCACAAUCCUCGUCACGGCCCUUGUGGAUUUGUUCUACUGUGGGAGUAUUGAAUUAUCAUAAAGUUACAGAGUAAAGCAAUGAUAUAGUACUGGACAGUUGGAAAUUAAAUAAUGUAGUUGUUGCAGUGGGUGUGUGUGCAGGAUAAUAUAUUUUUGUACUAAUGUUCAGGAAAUAUAAAACAGUUUAAGUUUUAUUUUGAAGACUUGGUGAGGAUGUAAAAUGAGAUUUUUGACAUUCUGGACAAGAGAAACUUAAGAGUGAUGAAGAUAGGAGAGUAUUACAAUUAAAGGAUAUCAUGAGACAAAUUGAAUUUGAAGUGGAUUAGCAUUUGCCAAGACAUUUAAUAUUAGUUAUGCAAUACAGUUUACUUAUUUGGACAAUACUGUAUUGCACUUAAAACUUGAGGUAGUCUUGUGUAUUAAUAUCGUGGAUGGAAAAUGAAAAUGAGGCAUAUCCCGCAAUACACACACCGAAACUACAAUGUUGGUACAACGUUCGAACAAGUUUUAACACCUACUAACCAGUUAUAACAACCAAUAUAGCAAGUUGUAACAACGUUCUAAUACGUCAUAAACAUGUUAAGCUAAGGUGUAACAACUUUAUUACAAGUUAUAACAAGCGGAAAAUAGAGACGUUUCGGUUUGUGUUUCCAAGGAUAUCAUAAGGAGGAUUCACACACUUGGUGUUUUUUAUUUUUUGCAGCUAUAAUAUCAGGGGAUAUAUCGUGAUGUAUAAAUGUUGGUGAUAUUAAUGUGAUCACGAGUGUUCUAAUUCUGUAUUGUAAACCUGUGGACGUCUUUUAAUUUGAUGGGCUCUUGGAGUUUAAAAGAUAACAUUUAAGUGAAUGUAUGUUAUAAAUAUUACAAUACUUUAAAAUAAACACUAAUUAAACUAUUUAUUUUAGAGCACUGUACAACAUUAAUAUUCACUGCCAUAGAUAUAACAUGCUUUCCAAUAUUUAAAAAUAUAAUGGUACUUGUUUGAGUAUUUAACGAACCAUGGGGUUUUGUGCAAUUUUGAAAACCAUAAUAUGGCUGUGUACUGCUUGACUUUGAAACCACUCAUUACCACAUACAUUAGUGUUAUAAGGCAGUCUUGUGCUUGUGUGUAAUGUGAAGUAAAGUAAUUGUUAGUAUCUGUGCUGGGGAAUUUUGACACCAGUGUGUGAUCUGGUAGUUUUUAAGGAAACCAAUCAAAAAGUUGAGAUUAAACCUUUUAAAAGGAUGGCGAAUAAUUAAAGUCUAGAAUGUGUUUAAAUCUGAAUUAGCAAAUGUUGUAGUUUAGUGUCACAGUGUUGACAUUCUAUUGUUUUGAAAAAACACAUUAAUGACAGAUGAUAUAUGUAUCUUGAUCAUUUAUGAUAAACCUGAGAUUGUGAUUAUUUACCUCUCUUCGAUGUGGACAGAUCGUUGUCUGUAAUUUAAUCUCGAUACAGUAUGUUGUUUUAUGUGAUUGCCAAAUUUGGAUCCAUCAUGCUAAAAGAAACAAACAAAUAUGCCAGUGCUUGGUAUGUACUGUAAUCAAAAUGUGAUGUAGUAAAGUGGGACCAUUAUUUAGUUUGAGCUUAUGAAUUUGUAAAUGUAAUAGUGUCUUAAAACACUUGUAACAAAUCAAGAUUAGGGGGUCAUGAAGUGUACACAUAAUUCAGUAUAUCUUUAAAAGCCGAUCUGUGCAGUUAUGAUGCUAGAACAUCAAUAAUAAUGGCAACAUGGCUUUUGUGGUAAAGCUAACAAUAAAAGUUGUAUUUUA
This is a messenger RNA of Procambarus clarkii (red swamp crayfish), 12424 nucleotides long. The record is from RefSeq and is a predicted model, not a curated record. Lineage: Eukaryota; Metazoa; Arthropoda; Malacostraca; Decapoda; Cambaridae.